AAAUAAAGGGACAACUGAAGCCCCAAGAGUUACAGUUCUGACAUUCCAGGCUCGGAGCCCCGGGCCCGCCGACACCAUGAGUUGGUCCUUGCACCCUCCGAGUGUAAUCUUCUACAUUCUUUCAUUGCUUUCUUCAGCAUGCCUGGCAUAUGUUGCUACCCGAGACAACUGCUGCAUCUUAGAUGAAAGAUUUGGUAGUUAUUGCCCAACUACGUGUGGAAUUGCAGAUUUCCUGAAUAGUUACCAAACCAGUGUAGACAAAGAUCUACGAACUUUGGAAGGCAUCUUAUAUCAGGUUGAGAACAAAACAUCAGAAGCCAGAGAGCUGGUCAAAGCAAUCCAAAUCAGCUAUAACCCUGAUGAACCAUCAAAGCCAAGUAACAUAGAGAGUGCUACCAAGAAUUCCAGGAGGAUGAUGGAAGAAAUUAUGAAAUAUGAAACACUGAUAUCAACACACGAAACAACAAUUCGAUUUUUGCAAGAAAUGUAUAACUCAAAUGAUCAAAAAAUCAUUAACCUAAAACAGAAAGUGGGCCAGCUUGAAGAAAAGUGUCAAGAGCCUUGUCAAGAUACAGUGAAAAUACAUGAUGUAACUGGGAGAGAUUGCCAAGAUGUUGCCAAUAAGGGGGCCAAAGAGAGUGGACUUUACUUUAUCAGACCUCUGAAAGCUAAGCAGCAGUUCUUAGUCUACUGUGAAAUUGAUGGGUCUGGAAAUGGAUGGACUGUGUUUCAGAAGAGGCUUGAUGGCAGUCUGGAUUUCAAGAAAAACUGGAUUCAAUAUAAAGAAGGGUUUGGACAUCUGUCUCCUAAUGGAAACACAGAAUUUUGGCUGGGAAAUGAGAAGAUUCAUUUGAUAAGCACACAGUCUACCAUCCCUUAUGUAUUAAGAAUACAGUUGGAGGACUGGAAUGGCAGAACCAGCACUGCAGAUUAUGCUUCAUUCAAGGUGACAGGUGAAAAUGACAAAUACCGCCUGACAUAUGCUUACUUCAUUGGUGGAGAUGCUGGAGAUGCGUUUGAUGGCUACGAUUUUGGCGAUGAUUCUAGUGACAAGUUUUUCACCUCCCAUAAUGGCAUGCAGUUCAGCACUUGGGACAGUGACAAUGAUAAGUAUGAUGGCAACUGUGCCGAACAGGAUGGAUCUGGUUGGUGGAUGAACAAAUGUCACGCUGGCCACCUCAAUGGAGUUUAUUAUCAAGGUGGUACUUACUCAAAAACAUCUACCCCUAAUGGUUAUGAUAAUGGCAUUAUUUGGGCCACCUGGAAAUCCCGGUGGUAUUCCAUGAAGAAAACCACCAUGAAGAUAAUCCCACUUAACAGACUUGCCAUUGGAGAAGGACAGCAGCACCAUCUGGGGGGAGCCAAACAGGUCGGAGUAGAACAUCACGUUGAAAUAGAAUAUGACUAAGUCAUUUUGCCCUGAGCUGUUCAUUCUGUUAACCCACAAAGUUUCAGAAACUUUCCUGAAAUUUUCUUCUCAUUUUCUCUUACCAUAUUUAUUAAUUUUAAGUCUUUCUUUAAGGAUAUUUAGCCCUGAAUGGCAAUUAAAACUCACUUUGGACUGUAUUCCCAAGUUACUAAACAGAGUUAUUAUAAAUUUGUCUAUUUGAUGAGAUAAUAUUUUAGCUUAUUUCCUAAAUAUAUAAUAAAUUCAUUGUGAUUUUUGCAUUUUUUGAUAUUUUGCAUUUUAAUGAUCACACAUAAUUGGGUCUUGGUGAUUUUUUAAAUUAUUUUAAAAAUAGUUUAGUAUAUACUAAUAUAACAGGAGCAGACUUUAGGAAUUCAAAUGCCUAGGUAUUUCAUACCUCUAAAUCAUUCCUAUUUAAUUAUUCUUUUUUAAUGGAGAUAAUUAUAUCUUUUUAAUGUAUUUUUUGUUUCGAUCAUAGGCUGGAGACGUAUAAAAGACCAUUUCAAAAGUGAUUUACUUUUUUAAAGAACUUUAUCU
Molecule: messenger RNA, 1945 nt
Organism: Bubalus bubalis (water buffalo)
Lineage: Eukaryota; Metazoa; Chordata; Mammalia; Artiodactyla; Bovidae
Gene: FGG
Product: fibrinogen gamma chain
Exons: 9
Coding region: 77-1408 (443 amino acids)
Biological process (GO): platelet activation; protein polymerization; blood coagulation
Cellular component (GO): fibrinogen complex
Molecular function (GO): signaling receptor binding
Source: RefSeq, a predicted model, not a curated record